AUGUUCUACGCCCACUUUGUCCUCAGCAAACGUGGGCCGCUGGCCAAAAUCUGGCUGGCGGCCCACUGGGACAAGAAGCUCACCAAAGCACAUGUGUUUGAGUGCAAUCUGGAGAGCAGCGUGGAGAGUAUCAUCUCACCCAAGGUGAAAAUGGCUUUACGAACAUCGGGGCAUUUGCUGCUGGGGGUGGUGAGGAUCUACCACAGGAAGGCCAAGUACCUGCUGGCAGACUGUAACGAGGCCUUCAUCAAGAUCAAGAUGGCAUUUAGACCAGGUGUGGUGGACCUUCCAGAGGAGAACAGAGAGGCAGCUUAUAAUGCUAUCACUCUACCUGAGGAGUUCCACGAUUUUGACCAGCCACUACCAGACCUCGACGACAUUGACGUGGCUCAGCAAUUCAACUUGAACCAGAGCAGAGUGGAGGAGAUCACCAUGAGAGAGGAAGUGGGCAACCUCAACCUGCUGCAGGACAAUGACUUCGCUGACUUCGGGAUGGACGACCGAGAGAUGAUGCGGGAGGAGAGUGCGUUCGAAGUGGACAUCAUGGGAACGUCAGCUUCCAACCUGCUGCUGGAGGCUGAAGGCGGAGCUAACCAGAUGGCUGACAAGUCCAACCACCUGGAGUAUGACGACCAGUACAAGGACGACUUUGGAGACAACCCCAUGGAGAGCAAUGAGGGAGGCAUGCUGGUGGACAAGCUGCUGAGUAACGAGGAUGGAGGCGGCAUCUUUGACGACCCUCCAGCCAUCACAGAGAGUGUGAUGAUGCCUCAGGACCACGGGGAAGAUGACGAUGACUUUGAUGCUCUCUCAGCUGGAGCCCCAGAUAGCCCAGACUCAGGCCCAACAGAGCCCAUACCAGCCAUGGCGGAUCAGACAGAACAAACCACCCUGGUUCACAAUGAGGAAGAAACCUUCGCCCUGGAGCCCAUUGACAUCACAGUAAAGGAGACCAAGGCGAAGCGUAAGAGGAAGCUGAUUGUGGACAGCGUGAAGGAGUUAGACAGUAAAACCAUCCGCGCACAGCUGUCUGACUACUCUGACAUCGUCACCACCCUGGACCUGGCACCUCCCACCAAGAAGCUGAUGAUGUGGAAGGAGACCGGGGGAGUCGAGAAGCUCUUCUCCCUGCCAGCUCAGCCUCUGUGGAACGUCAGGCUGCUCAAGAUGUUUACACGGUGUCUGACACCUCUGGUACCAGACGAGCUGAGGAAGAGGAGGAAAGGUGGAGAGGCUGACAGUCUGGAUGAGUUCCUCAAAGACCUUGAGAAUCCAGAGGUGCCCAGAGAGGAAACUACAGGCCACCAGCAGAGAGACAUCAUGGACCAAACCAUCAUGGAAGAGGCCAGUGUGCUUCAGACUUCCGCUGUGGAGGGCAGCAGGACGACGCUGGACGAGACGGUCAUGCCCCCACCAUCUUCCCAACGAGGCCUGAAACGUAAAUCCCAGGACACAGAGCCAGCCCUGCCUCAGCAGCAGGGGUCCAGAGCCAGUAAUGUGUCCCAGCAGCUGGAGGCUUCAUCCAAUGUGGAUUUACCACCAGAGGAAACCACCACUACUAACAUCAGCCAGCUGAUAGAGUUGGACCUGCUUGCCGACAAGGACAAGAAGAAGAACGAUGAUGACUCAGAUGAAGAGGAGGAGGAGGCGCAGGGAGGCGACCAGGACCAGGAGGAGAGGAGGUGGAACAAAAGGACCCAGCAGAUGCUUCAUGGUCUUCAGAGGGUGAUGGCCAAAACAGGCGCCCAGUCGGUCAGCCUGCUGGACCUGUGCAAGAACAACAACAAGAAGCAGGCGGCAGCCAAGUUCUAUAGCUUCCUGGUUCUGAAGAAGCAGCAGGCGGUGGAGCUCGUGCAGGAGGAGCCUUACAGCGACAUCAUAGCCACACCCGGACCUCGCUUCCACAUCAUCUAG
Molecule: messenger RNA, 1914 nt
Organism: Toxotes jaculatrix (banded archerfish)
Lineage: Eukaryota; Metazoa; Chordata; Actinopteri; Toxotidae
Gene: rad21b
Product: RAD21 cohesin complex component b
Exons: 13
Coding region: 1-1914 (637 amino acids)
Biological process (GO): mitotic sister chromatid cohesion; replication-born double-strand break repair via sister chromatid exchange; synaptonemal complex assembly
Cellular component (GO): synaptonemal complex; cohesin complex
Molecular function (GO): protein binding; chromatin binding
Source: RefSeq, a predicted model, not a curated record